Molecule: messenger RNA, 4361 nt
Organism: Nilaparvata lugens (brown planthopper)
Lineage: Eukaryota; Metazoa; Arthropoda; Insecta; Hemiptera; Delphacidae
Exons: 2
Coding region: 1830-3755 (641 amino acids)
Source: RefSeq, a predicted model, not a curated record
CCGCGUGCGCCUGCUGUUGCCUGUGCUAGUGAGCGUCUUUAAAUAGUUUGCCAACAUCCAAAAUGUGAUCCGGUCAGUCCAUCUCCUGGUCAAAUAUAAGCAUGGCGGCGUGCCAACUGUUGCAAGGAAUCCGAACCGGCAGUCUGUCGCAAACUGGCCUCCCUUCUGCAUGUCCUCUCAUUAUUAUUAACCAUCGAUAGCUCAGUAGUUAUCAGCCUACCCACACACCUAUCCAACCUUUGUCGCCAGAACUCAACAUCUGAUCGGUUAUUGACAUUUCAAUCGCGAGCGUUGAACUUCACCAUGGGUUUUGCCAAUUAUUGUAGCACUAUUAUCGCGCCUAAUGUUUUGCACAGUGCUAAUCCAGUAUGCUAAUAAAAUGUGCGUUGUGUGAUCGGGAUUUUGCGAGACAGAUAUUGGGUGUUUUGUGUAAAACCACUGUCAACAGAAACUUUGAAAUUUCCAUCUCAACCGUCGUAGUAGCUACAAAAAUCUAAUUUAAACUGAAUCUGUGAACCCAGUGACCGUUACGUAAUGACUGUGCAAGUUCAAAAGACAUUCUUGAAACUGAGUGUGCCUGAAACUGGAAGAAUUUCUUGAUAUUCAUUGUUCUAGAAAAUCGAAUAAUGAUAAUUCCACACAUUUCUAUUUGUGUUUUUGAGCAGAAACAUUCCAGCCAGAAUUCAAUAACUUUUAGUUAACCAUCUUUCGUACCCCUAAACGACUUUUUCAUAGACUUGUUAAUUAUCCAAUCAUUCCUUGGCGUAUUUAUGGCUCUGCCGAAAUUCAAUUAAUUGUGUCUUUAUAUUCUGUUAUCAACUCACAUUUCAAACCCUCUUUAACAAAGUAAACUCCACUUCAUUACGGAAUCCUAAUUCAGUUUUUGAAAUGUUGUAAACGUUUCUUUGUAAAAAAUCCUUCAACUUAGUGAUAAAACACCUGCUUUGAUGGCCUAUCUAGUUGAUCGAUCUCAGUCUACAAAUAAUGAUACAUUCAAGAACUUUUCCUGUUAUGAAGUCCACCCUCCAACCAUUCUUAUAUUGAAUGAUUUUUUCGUUAGUCAUUUUUCUGGCUUCAUUUUUUUAUGUUGUCCAGGAAUAGUUAAUUAAUUCUCUUUGUAAAUUAUUAGUCUCGAUAAUUGAUCAACAAUUUUCAUAGUAGGUGUAUCCCGAUAUAAUCGGGAUACUUUCUUUGAACCUGGUUGACUUAUUUCAAUUUCGUGAUACUCUUGGAAGCUUUUGGACAGUAUAUAAUGUAUAUUACUGGAAUCAACCGUAUUAUGAUUUGUAAUAGUACUUGACUAAAGCAUUAAAUUUGAAACCAUUGUUGAACUUUGAAACAACUCGAAAAAACAAUUCUAUGUAUUCUCCUUUGAAAUGGAACCGAACCGUAAAUGAUAAGCUACAAUUUUGUCAGACCCUAGCAUUAAGUGAUUACGUUAGUAUAAUAUGAAAGAUCAAAUCGAUUGAUGAAAUAGAACACUGAUUUUAUUGAAGUAGAAAUUUAUUGUAAUCAUUACAAUUUCCUCAGACUUUUAUUGAAAGUGAAAACAUUGGAAAACAUUGAAACACUAAUUUUAAAUGGAUAAUUUUCAGGAACUGUAACUGGUUACUGGUUCUUGGUGAAAGACCUGAGUGGAAUGUCUUUAAAAGACAUGCACAUUUAUUUUAUCAUUUGUAAACGACCUUUCAUCAAGAUGUAGAUAUACAGAAUUCAAAUGGACGUGGGUUAUCUACAACAUAUUUUUGACAUGGACUUGGAGUGGCUAGCUACAGGUAUUCGAGCUGAUGAUUCUCAACGUAUUGUAGUUGCCAAUUGAUAGCAAUGCAAUGAACAACAACACAAACAGCAACCAGGAGAGGUAUCCAUUGAUAGAGCAGGAAUGGUCGGUGCAUGCCCAGUUGACGUUCACACACAGUCCUGGCGAGGAGGUGCAUGUGUCGGGGGGAGGGGCAGGGGUGCACCCCUGCUAUGGCUUCCGUCGCGGCAACAUAUUCUUCACAACCAGUCCUCCACCCCCGCCCGCCAACUACGGCAGUCUGCCGGGCUCCCACCGGCGCACGACACAGCCCUACAACCGGCGCUGCAUGAGCACCUGCAACAUCGUCCUGGGACACACGUCUCCGCCGCCGGCGUGCCGCCAUCACUCGACGAUGGACGCGUGCGACAUCUGCGCGGGCGGCGGUCGCGCAUGCCGCCAUCACUCGGUUGCCAUGUCGACGGACGCGUGUGACAUCUGUGCGGGUGGCGGUCGUAGUCCCACUUCAGCGCGGCGCGCGCACACCUUCACGUCGCACUUCUGCACGCGUGUGCCUGACAAGACGCCUGCCGUCACCUCUAGUCGAGACGCCGCUUCGCAGACGUCAUGCGCCUCCAUCUGCGAGAAGGAUACCCUGCAGUUGCCCAACACCGCUGCACAGGGUGCAAAACGUUUGAGUCGAUCUCCAGCGCGGCUCAGAGGCAAAUCACCACUAGUAAACAAACAAAAGGGAGAACCUCUGCAGUCAUCCACUGACAGUUGUUGCUAUAGGAAAUCACAGAAGAAACAACAACAACCGCCCAAGACUGUUCACAUUGAUGUCUACUGCACUGAGUCCGAACAGAGUGGAUUCGGUUCGUCAGAAGGUGAAGAUUCGCCUCAAACAGUCUACGAGAAUGAUAAGAUGAGAGUAGUUCACAAAAGAGAGAAAGAGAGACUACCACAAGCUAUAGUGAGACAAAAACGGAGAACACUGAGUGAGACAUCUAUGUCUUCGUUGUAUCCGUCAGUGAGAAGCUCAACAGUGUCAGUUGGCCCAAGUAUCAGCGUAUGUCCGAGCUCUCAAACGAAUUCAAACUCUGGUAUCACGUCGAUGACAUCCAGCUGUGCGCUGUUCAGUGAUGACUCACUGGCUGCCACCUCUUGGAAAGAUACCACCACUGAGAUGGAGUCACUUCGCCAGAGCGACAUCAGUCUCACUAAAACCGAAAGUUUCGAGUAUGAGGAUUUUGCCGAUAGGCUGAGGAUAAGGGAGAAGGAGAAAAAGUGGGCGGCUUGUGAUGAAGGCAAAACAUGGAGGUCACCGGAAACUGAAAGAAAACAUUUGUUGCAGCAACAAAAGUGUCAACAGUAUGUUCAGAGGAGAGGAUCACCUUUCCCCCGAUGGAAACCCGACGACUCGUCCGAGGAAUCCGAUCAUAGUUCGUAUAGUGAGAUGGCGUGGAGUUUUGGGAGACUGGAUGAACUGACUAAAAGAAUCAGUCCCACAGUAAAACGAGAAGACACGGUUAAGAGAAGUUGUGUCGAUCGGAAAGUGUUGUUGAAGCGCAGUGACUCGGGCAGUCUGAGCGACUCGGGUGCCGUCAGCUGUUCGUCGACUCGAACCAGGGACACGAUUGGCCCGUUCGGCAAAAAGCCUGACUCGCCUCCAAAACACAAACUCGAUUCAGUGGUUGUGUCUCCGUUUGCACCAGCUGUGACUGGUGCCGAAUCUGAUUUCCUGUCUAAAGCGAGGAAGUUUGGAACGAUAGUCGAUGGAUUCAGGAAGCCAGGCCACCAUGUAGGCCCGUCCAAAAACCCCGACUGUCUGUGUGAGAACUGCCAGCGGCAUUACAAAGAGCGAUGGCUUGUGAGCAGAGGGAGAGCGCGCUCGCUCGGCAACGAAGCAUCCAACCAGCGAGACCGCCUCAAAGCCACUCUCCACAGCGUCAUCCAAAGUAAACAGCCUGAGACAAUGCAAGAAUUCGCCGCCGAAAAUGAUUCCUCUUGUGUCUAAAUCUAAAACAACUCUGACAUUCGCUUCAAUCUCUAGUGAUGCUUUAGUAACGAUGUGAUUUCGCCGAUAGCUUAUCUUGGUAAAAUAUGUUACUCCCACUCCCUUUAGCUCAAUUUCUGGAAUUCAACAGACUAAUAUAGACGUCAUUCUAUGAGUUGAAUUAUAUUUAUACUUUAUAUAGUCUAGUAAUAAUAAUGAUUUUUAGAAAAUAUUUGGCUCUGCUUCUUUUAACAAAGCAGUGACUUAUCCAUGAUCAAGGAAACAUCUAGUUAUCUCUGAAAUUGAACCUAUUACAUGUGUACAAUUGAAAUUAAGAGACAAUGUAAUAUUAAAACCCAAUAUAGGAAACAAACUACGAAAAUUAUAUGUUCUUUAAUCUAAUACGUUUAUCUAACACGAGAACAUCGUAUUAUAUCAUUGUAUUUUUCUUUUUGAGAUAGAAGACUUGAUUAGAUAUUGGACUUAUAAGAACAUUAUUUUAGUGAAGAGGAAUGUGCUGCUGAAUCUACCCAAAAUUAUCCAAAUGAUUGUCUUAAUCCACUGCAUUUACGAACCAUUAUGUAUUUCUUGCUCAACCCAUUAAAAUAAUGUUUUUCCACUGUUCAA